CACACACACACACUCUUAUAUCCCUGUGCAGGCUGUGCCAUUCCCCCACACCAGAUCUGAGAGCUGUUUAGUGAGCAGAGCUGGCACUACUACUGUCAGUACUAUGAGCAGUUUCGGCUACAGACAGGAACUUAAUAAAUAUGAAGAUGUGGACGAGGAUGAACUUCUGGCUACCCUGACCAGCGAAGAGCUGCAGGAACUAGAAAGAGAAAUGGCUGAAAUCGAUCCAGAUGAAAACACUCCCAUCGGACUGAGGCAGCUGGAUCAAACAGCCAAACAGCCCACAGGUCCGUUCUGCAGGGAGGCUCUGCUGAAGCACUGGCAGAACGAAACUCACAAACUACAAGAGACAGACAGCUCAGACUGUGCCCUGCAACAGGAGGGCAUGGAUGAGAGCCAGACAGAUAAGAGUGAAGAGGAAUGUUUAAGUGAGAGUGACACUGAGCCCUCUCACAGGACACUGCAGCUUCUCAACAACAAGAAGAAGAAGAACGGACCACAAAACCACAGACAAGAUAACUCAACUCAAGUGAAGAACUCAUCUCAACCAGACUGCAAGAAUACAAGCAAAACUGGCCACAGAAAAGGCAAGCUGAGUGGAACCAAGAGAGAUGUCCACUACCAGGUAGACUCAAACCUAAAUAUAAUGCCUGAGGGACUGAGCAAGAAUCCCACGGACAUUGACGGCGUCCUGGAGAAGAUCCUGAGAAACGACCAGUCUGUGAGUGAGGUCAACCUGAAUAACAUUGAUAAUCUUUCCCAGGAUACGCUGAUCAGCUUCGCAGAGGCUCUGACCUCCAACACGCAUGUCCGAGUCUUCAGCCUUGCCAACACCCAUGCAGACGAUCAAGUGGCCUUAGCCCUGGCCAACACCAUCAAGAACAACCACCACGUCUCCAGCCUCAACGUUGAAUCCAACUUCAUCUCGGGAAGAGGGAUCCUGGCUCUGAUCAGAUCUCUCCAGCAGAACUCCAGCCUGGUGGAGCUUCGCUUCCAAAACCAGCGGCACAUCUGUGGAGGCCAGGUGGAGAUGGAGAUGGUGAAGCUCCUGAGAGAAAACACCACCCUACUAAAGCUGGGGUACCAGUUUGAGCUUCCAGGUCCCAGAACGAGCGCAACCAGCAUCCUGACCCGCAACCAGGACCGCCAGAGGCAAACAAGACUGCAGUUACAAAGACAAAAGAACAAAAAGUCUGAAGAAACAAUGGCACAAACCACUCAAACGAAAACGAACGGGCCCCAAAACAUGCCCGACAACGAAGUGGUCGGAUUUUCCCAAGAACAGAAGAACGGUUCUCUUCCUAAACUUAAACCUAAACAACUGCUUAAUGGUCAAACUAACUACGAGAAGAAUGGACCCACCAGAAAUAUUGCUGAAACAGUCAAAAAUCAGAAGAUCACAGCAGAUAAGCAAGACAUAAACAAGCAUAACACAGAGAAGGUGAAGAACCAGACCAAAGAAAAGGAAAGUGGAGAUGUUCUGAAAGAUAUGAUACAUGCUCUAAAACCUCCACCCAAGAAAACACAAGAAGACAGGAACGGUCAGAGGUCAGCACAUGGGGACUUAAUGGCAGCAAUCCGGAGCAACCACAGGACACUCAAUAGGGUCAGCACCACAAACCAUCAGAAUUCAUGAAGCAACAUCAGCAAGUUGCCUUGGAGUCUACAGUUGGUCUUUUGUUUCCCUCUAUUUUUCCUUGACUGUGUUUUUUCUUGUUAAAACAGAUGUAACAAUAUUAAGACUUCAUUGGUAAUUCCGUAAGUCAUCUUUGGACUCUUACUGAAGGCAAAUUUGACUUUUCUUUAGCCAUUCUGGACAAAUCAGUAACCACUGUUUUUUGCUCUGCCUCUGGACUCUAAUAUGUAGACUCUUGCAGAAAUUUGACUUCAAUAUAACUUUGGCUAUAAUUCCACAGAAUGGAAAUGAAACCAUAGCAUCCAUGUUAUAUGCAGUCAAUGGGACAAAAACAAAUAAAGCUGCACUACUAAGACUUGUCUUCUUGCUUAAAAGGACCUUUAAGACACAAAUACAAACGAUGGAGAAAAUGAACCAAUAUUACCAUUUAUUUAAGUACACAAUUUAGUGUUUUCAUUCCACAUUCCAACCCAUUUGUAAGGUUUGAAGUCAGUUCUAUAGUUUUAAUGCAGCACAAUCCUUGAAGGACAGCGAAAUUGAAACAAACACUGUUAAAACAGCAUUAAUUGCUACACAAAGGUGUUUUACCUUGUAUUUUACCUUACAUGUAGGUGUCAGUCAAGCAUUGGCUUUUUAACAGCUUCUAGUAAAUGGUUUAGGUUCACUGAAUGCUUCGUGUAGUGCUUUUUCUUAUGAUAUGACUUGAAUAAAAACCUGUUACUGAGAGGGCGUGAUCACCAUAUCCAGAAGCAAGCGGCAUUCAUAACUUUAACCGGUUUGAAACUACAGCGUUAUCUUUUUCAAUAACACCAAAAAGCAAAAAAAAAAAAAAAAAAAAGACUGUCUAUUGACAUGCAGUGUCGAGUGAUUUUCUUUUUCUUUCUCUCUGUAAGGAAGAGUCACAGGGUAUAAUUGGUGAGAAUGCAGCAAAUGUAGUGUUUUGUAGUCUUGUUGUGACUUUUGUCUUGUAGUGACUUUUGUUUUGACAUCCGUGCAAAACAUAACAACCGCAGUAUAUCUGCCUAGUGUACAUUUACAUAGUAACUAUACAGAAGUGGGUGGGAGGGUGGAGGGAUUAAAUAUUCUGAUAGAAGAACCUCUUACCAAAACGUAGAGUGCUAAACUAGGAUUUGAAUAAGAAAAUCGAAGGUACAGAAAAGUAGGGUAUGAAAAUAGCGUUUUCAAUCAUUAAUCAACAAUUAACAAGAACUUAGAGGAUCCUGUCCAUCUCCCUUUCCUCAUUAACGAGGGAACAAAAACAUUCAAAUCAACUAGUCAAGAAAACCCAGCCUGGCAUUAAACUUCACGUGGUUAUCCCAGGAGAUUACUUUACAGAGGAUACAUGACAAUACUUUACAGAUUAUAUGAGGUAUUGCACAAAUUAUUUAAAAAAAAAGGCAACAAAAAUAUACAGCGAUUUGAAAGAACAUGUACAGAAUUUGAGUACAAUUUGGAAAGGUGAGAAUUUAGUGUCAGUUAUUCUACUGGGUGGGGUUAGCAUAAGGAGACCAGGACUAAUCAUCCCAUUCAUCGUCGUCCUCAAAGUCUUCAUCUUCGUCAUCAUCCUCAUCUUCAUCUGCAAACAACAAAAAAAAAACUUUAAUAUUUUAUUUAAAAUUCUACUGCAUGGCCACAUGGUCUACACAGGGCCAAUAACAUUGUCUAUAAAAUAAAAAACAAGUGCUUAAAAAAACAAA
Messenger RNA from Astyanax mexicanus (Mexican tetra), 3333 nucleotides. It is a transcript of the gene lmod2a, whose product is annotated as leiomodin 2 (cardiac) a. NCBI's taxonomy places the organism in Eukaryota, Metazoa, Chordata, Actinopteri, Characiformes, Acestrorhamphidae. Gene Ontology annotation, biological process: pointed-end actin filament capping; myofibril assembly; muscle contraction. The coding region runs from base 104 to 1636 and encodes 510 amino acids. The transcript has 3 exons. Gene Ontology annotation, molecular function: tropomyosin binding. The record is from RefSeq and is a predicted model, not a curated record. Gene Ontology annotation, cellular component: myofibril; striated muscle thin filament.